AUGACCUUCAACAAGAAGGUACCAGUGCCCGAGGCCACCAAGGCAGAGCAGUCAGAGGCUGGCUCCUCCGUGCUGGCGUCGCCGGAGCUCUUGGUUUCUUUCUGGGCCCAUCGUGCAAGCGCCCUGCUCCAGCAGCGCUUCAUCCAGCACAGGUCCCCCGCAGACGCCGAGGACGCUGCCCUGCUACAGGAUGCAAGCAUCUGCAUGUGUGCAGGUCUACUGGCCCGAAAUCCGAAGUACGGCAGUUUUCUGAUCUACCUGAUUGGUGCAGACCUCAAGGCCGAAACGGGCAUGAAAACCCAGAUGGCAGAGGACGGCUUGCACAUUUUCAGCUUGCUGUCUCAGGGACAAGCAGCAGAGGAAUCAAACAAAAAGGCCUGCAUGGAGUCCCUCGAAUGCACCUUCGCCAAACGUCGCUGGCGGGAUAUGCAGCAUAUGUACAGUCACAUUGAGGCCGAAAUGGUGGCGGCGGAUUCUGCCAUGGAGGUGGCGUUGUGCCCCGGCCGCGUGCCCUACUCACAAGGCAGCGUGGUCCGGGGAGUUUUCCGAGAAGUCGUCGACUUCUUGAUGUACACGCCUGGCUCUCGGACCUCAGUGGGCACAGGGUUGUGCCAGAACAGAGAUGCUGGCAAUCGCCAGUUGGCCAACGACGCCGUGAAAGAAACGGAGGUCAGAAGAGGCGGAAGGCCGGAAAUACUUGUCGAAGGGCUGCUCCUUCGACUUCCUCGUUUCCGGGGAUCGCUUGGGCCAGGCCUAAGCUCCACCACCGGGGUGCCAGAGCUCGACGCACGUGCUCAGUCUUUCGGCGCUGCGAACAGCGCCGUGCCGACGCAAAGUUCGAAGGACGCGGUGUCCCGUAACGGAUUCACACCAGCAGUGGCGUUGAGACUACAGGCCCUUUUGCUGGAGACCUUGUUGCUGCUAUCCGCAGCAGUGGCUCGGCCCCGUGAACCGGACGAGGAACAGCUUGAGGUGCGUGCUGCGCCGUACCUUUCUCCUGGAGAGGAGCUGGCUAGACCCGCCGCAGGCGCACCCGCCAAGAACGGAAAGCUCAAGGGGUCGGAGGCAGAGGCAGCUCGCGCACCCGGGCCAAAGAUGCCGGGCGCAGGGGACGCUGCCUUGCCACUCCUUGGGGCCCUGCAAGAGGUGUUGCAGGAGGAGGACCAGGAAGAACAGGUCGCGCCGUCGACAGGUCCUGCGACCAACGGCACCUCCGCCGCAACCCCAGCCGGCCCAGUCCCCCAUCCGGACGCCAGGGAACUCCGCGUGCAGGCCUUCCUGGCCACCCUGCUGAACUUUAUCUGGUUGGAGCCAUUCGCGGGGCUGCUUCCGAAUCCUCCCAAGGAGGUGUUGCAGCUCGUCAACAGACACCCAACGCAGCCGGACAACGCGGACGCGAGCCUGAACAAGGGCGCCGAGGUCUCCCGCAUGUACCUUGCCAGCUCCGAGCUCAUGCCGGGGCUCCCCUCUGGCUACGCAGGAGACGAGGGCGCCGGCUCUGGCGAGGCGGCCAGCGCCGGGAAGGCCUUGGCGAAGAGGGCGCUGGCGGUCCUCCUGCUGCUGCUGUUUUAUGACACCAAGGAGUACCCAGACCUGGCCGCCGCCUUUGCCACCUUGGCCGACCCUCGCCAGAGCUCUGCCGGGGAUUGCGCCUAUGCCGCCCUGGCGGCACCGUUGCAUUUCCCGCGGCUCCUCAGGGCCAUCCUGCAGAAGCUACAGGAGCCAGGGUACCCCAUCCUCCUCUACGGCCUGGUGGUGCGGACGUCCAGCUUCCGGAAAUUCUGCGCCAGCAGCCCGGAGAAGGUGCUGCCCGCAGUGCUGGAAGCGCUCAGCGCUUUGCCGGCCGGUGAGAGCAAAGCCACCGCCUCCACCCCACCGGCUGCCAGUGCGCUGCUCAUCGUCCUUCUCUGCCUUACAGGGGACAGGGGCUUCUGCGAGCAAUGCUCCGUGGUCCACCUCGAGGACGCCCGAAGUGUGCUUGGCAACUCGCAGAGAUCGAUACGCGACAUUUCACUGUCCUCGCUGCUGGUGGUUGUGCUUCUCCGUGUCGCACAUUGGAACUUCGGGGCGUGUCGCGACUCGUUCUUGAACAGGGCGAUUGCCGGCACAUUGGGAAACCUCGCCGGUCAUGGUGUCGAGCAUGUGCACUGGCAUGCCGCCACCCGGAUGCUUGAGGUCGCGGGGCUCUUGGCGCGCAACGCCGUCAAGGCCCCAACUCCCGCACGCGGCGCUGCUGAUGAGGCAGAGCUGCAUCGAUCCAGGAUGGUCAAGGCGCUGCUCCGCUCGCUUCUGAGGCUGGUCUCCAGCUGCUUGCGCGGCCCGCGAGUGACUACCAACACUCAGCUCGUCUAUGCCCUGCAGAAGGACUACCCGUCGCAGUUUACCCAGCUGGAAGCCGACCCCGACAUGGGCCCUCCGCUCAUCCACGCACGAACCGCCACGGACUGGUUCGAGGCGCAGUGCCCUCCCAACGAUGACGGCAGCGUGGCGGUCGAGGAGCACCUCGCCCGCUUGGAGGAGGCCUCCAGCCGGCUGCCUUCAGAGUUGAUGACCCUGGCAUCGGUCGCCGGAGCCAGCGUCUCCGCCUUUGCCGAGACGGAAGACGUUUCGGCCUAUUUCCUUCCAUCGAUUUGGCGGGCGGCUCUCAAGCUGAUCCCGGAGCACGUGUGCUGGAGUCCAGCUGCGGCCGCCAAGACCUGA
Messenger RNA from Symbiodinium natans, 2700 nucleotides. The record is from the annotation of a GenBank genome assembly. Lineage: Eukaryota; Dinophyceae; Suessiales; Symbiodiniaceae.